Messenger RNA from Suillus subalutaceus, 537 nucleotides. RefSeq lists its product as uncharacterized. The transcript has 2 exons. The record is from RefSeq and is a predicted model, not a curated record. Bases 1 to 537 code for a protein of 178 amino acids. Lineage: Eukaryota; Fungi; Basidiomycota; Agaricomycetes; Boletales; Suillaceae.
AUGGUGUCUUCAGAUCUGCAGCCUAUCCGCCUCAACUGUUUGGUCUCAGGCGAUGAUCCCAGGUUUCACAUCUUCCCGAUAAAGAUCGCACGGACGGAGAGUGUCAGUGACCUCAAAAAGUUGAUCAAGGAAGAGAAGAGGCCUGAAUUCAACACUGUCGCCGCUGACCAUCUCAAACUAUGGAAUGCGAGUGAUCUUAUACCACGAUCUGAUGCUAACAACACCUGCAUAUUGUUGUCCAAACUCCUGAUAUCUUCCCUCUGCCACCCCCUAGUAAGUUGUGUUGGUCAACAUUGUCACUCUGUCCUCUACAUUGAAUUAGCAUUCUCUGCACUGUCGGCUAUCCCCAUGUUCAGCCUCAACUGUUUGGUCUUGGGUGAUGACCCCAUUUACACCUUCCCGAUCAAGAUCACACGGACGGAGAGUGUCGGUGACCUCAAAAAGUUGAUCAAGGAAGAGAAGAGGCCUGAAUUCAACGCUGUCGCCGCUGACCGUCUCCAGCUAUGGAAUGUAAGUAAUCUAAUGCCUAUGAUCUGA